Molecule: messenger RNA, 1467 nt
Organism: Vicia villosa (hairy vetch)
Lineage: Eukaryota; Viridiplantae; Streptophyta; Magnoliopsida; Fabales; Fabaceae
Product: glyoxylate/hydroxypyruvate reductase HPR3-like
Exons: 2
Coding region: 68-1045 (325 amino acids)
Cellular component (GO): cytosol
Molecular function (GO): glyoxylate reductase (NADPH) activity; hydroxypyruvate reductase [NAD(P)H] activity; NAD binding
Source: RefSeq, a predicted model, not a curated record
UAAGGUAAUAAAUACAUUAUUUUGGUCUUAUAUUUUGCUAGAUCCAUUCUACCAUUUACCAGUUCCAAUGGCGAAUCAAAACAACACUCUCCCAAAAGUAUUCCUCCACGGUCCUCCCAACAUCUCCAUCACACUCCUCCCUCCCAAUCCUUCUCACAAUUUCCAUAUCCUAAACCCUUCUUCAAUUCUCCCUCUCCAACACUUCAUAUCCACCAAUCCCCACCACGCCUCCUCCAUCGCCGCAAUCGUCACUCUCAGUCUCCACCCCAUAAAUGCCGAUGACAUCCGACUUCUUCCCUCUCUCCGUUUCAUCUGCACCCCCAGCGCCGGAACUAAUCAUAUUGACCUCUCCGAGUGUCGCCGCCGGGGAAUCCAGGUCGCCGACGCCGGAAAUGUUUUCUCACCGGAUGUUGCUGAUAUGGCAGUCGCUUUGUUGAUUGAUGUUUGCAGGAAAAUCUCCGCGGCGGAUCGAUGGUUGAGACGACAGCUUCAGCCUUCCUCUUGGGAUUUUCCACUUGGUUCUAAGUUGACAGGACAAAAAAUUGGAAUUGUUGGUUUGGGAAGAAUUGGAUCAGAAGUAGCAAAGAGGCUUGAGGGAUUCAGUUGCAAUAUAUCAUACAAUUCUAAGAACAGAAAACCGUUAGUUUCAUACCCUUACUAUUCAAGUGUGUUAGAGCUUGCAACUAACACCAAUGUACUUAUUUUGUGUUGUGAACUAAAUGACCAAACAAGACACAUUGUGAACAAACAAGUCAUGUUGGCAUUGGGAAAAGGGGGAAUUAUAGUGAAUGUUGGACGAGGUGGUCUCAUUGAUGAAAAGGAAUUGUUGAGGUGUUUGAUUGAAGGUGAGAUUGGAGGUGCUGGUUUGGAUGUGUUUGAGAAUGAACCUCAUGUUCCUAAGGAGUUCUUUUCUUUGGAUAAUGUUGUUCUUUCACCACAUGCAGGUGUAUUAACUUCAGAGUCUUUCAAUGGUAUCAGCCAAGUUGUGGAACAAAAUUUGGAAGCUUUCUUUUCGAAUAAGCCUCUGAUUACUCCAGUUAUAUAGUUGAUUGAAUUGUUUAUUGCAUUUUUUGUUGACCCUUUUGUUGAAUGCUUUUGAAUGAAGUUGGGUGUGAUUGAUAUGUGUUAGGAGGUUUUUCAUUUUCCAAAAUAAAUUGUGAGAUCUCUUUGAAGAUGAAAUGUAAGUUGGGAUCAAACAAAAGAUUGGACAGAAAUUGAAUGUAUAACAAUAAAGAUUGACAAGCAAAUGAAAAAUGACUAUGUCUUAAACUGAUAAGAAAAACACAUUAGCGAUAUAAAUAUGAUAAAUUAGUUGAAAGUUAAAAGCAUACAAGACAUUCAACAAUUAGCAUAGCACUUAAAGAUUAAAGAGUGCCUCAAAGUUAAAUUCAUAAAACUUUCAACAAUAACGUAGACAAGACGACACAUCUACGCAGGUAAACUUGUAAGAAAAGAAUUUGUACGUGA